This is a messenger RNA of Galleria mellonella (greater wax moth), 6627 nucleotides long. RefSeq names its product suppressor of cytokine signaling 4 (gene SOCS5). Gene Ontology annotation, biological process: intracellular signal transduction; phosphatidylinositol phosphate biosynthetic process. Bases 341 to 1429 code for a protein of 362 amino acids. Gene Ontology annotation, molecular function: 1-phosphatidylinositol-3-kinase regulator activity. The record is from RefSeq and is a predicted model, not a curated record. The transcript is spliced from 12 exons. Gene Ontology annotation, cellular component: phosphatidylinositol 3-kinase complex. NCBI's taxonomy places the organism in Eukaryota, Metazoa, Arthropoda, Insecta, Lepidoptera, Pyralidae.
GGAACGUCAUUGUUCAUUCAUAAAUGUCAGACCCAACAAGGGAAUUGCGUAUUUUGAUUGCAUGAAAUAAUAAAAAAUAUUACAAAUCACAUUUGUAAAUGUGUAAAUAUUGUGUGAACUAUUUCAAUGCUACUAUUAUUGUUAUUCAGUGUUGGGUUUUAGUGUAGUGUGACACGCUAAUUCAUUUAAUGAAUAAUGUGUAAACGAAAAACGAAUUAUUGUUAUAGAAUUUUGUUAUAAUCUCGAAAACGACUCCGAUAAGUGGUGUAAUUAUAUUUUAUUCUAUCAGACAUGGUAGUUCGCUGGCCGAAUCGCCCAUCGUUCAAAUAAUACAAAAGCAAUGGGUCAACAGACAUCCAGAAAAAGCGCGGAGUGCACGUGCGGCUGCGGCGCGUGGGAGCGGCGGCGCUACGCGGACUCGCCCAGCAGCGUGCACCGCUACGUCAGCGCCGUCACCGACAGGUGGGCGGGCGGCGGCGACUGCGCGUGUCGGCGGCGGCGCUGGCGGCGCGGCGGCUGCGUGUGCACGGCCUACCGCCGCGUGCCCGACGACAGAUUGGCAGCGGUGCUGACCCUCGGCGCGCGUGACCUCAGACGCGAAUUGGACGCCAUCGUCAUAAAUGCAGACAGCGACAGCGGCCGAGAGAGCGGCGAGCCGGCCGCGGAGGUGUACGUGCUGUCGGUGGCGCCGCGGACGGCGGAGGGCGAGAGUCCGCAGGCCGGGCGCGGCUCGGAGCUGGUGCAGCCGUCGGACGGCUCCAUACGCUUCCAUCCGCAUUUCCAGGUGGUGUGCGGCGGCGAGCUGCGUGCGCUGCUGCUGCGAGGUCCAGCGCUGCCGGUGCAGCAGCAACUGCAGCUGCAGCAGCUGCAGCCGCCGCCCACUAAGGUCCACACGCAGGUGGACUACAUCCACUGCCUGGUGCCUGAUCUGCAGCAGAUCACGGCGUGCUCGUUCUACUGGGGCAAGAUGGACCGCUACGAGGCCGAGCGGCUCUUAGACAACAAGCCGGAAGGCACGUUCCUGCUGCGCGACAGCGCGCAGGAGGAGCACCUGUUCUCGGUGUCGUUCCGCAAGUACGGGCGCUCGCUGCACGCGCGCAUCGAGCACUACCAGCACCGCUUCAGCUUCGACUCGCACGACCCCGCCGUCUUCGCCGCCUCCACCGUCACCGGCCUCAUCGAGCACUACAAGGACCCGGCGUGCGUGAUGUUCUUCGAGCCGAUGCUGACGGCGCCGCUGCCGCGCUGCGAACCCUUCAGCCUGCAGCAGCUGGCGCGCGCGCUCAUCGUCUCGCACACCACCUACGACGGUGUGGAGAAGCUGCCCCUGCCGGCUCGCAUGCGCGCCUACCUCAAGGAGUACCACUACAGGCAGCGGGUGCGCGUGCGCCGCCUCGAGCCGGACCUGUACGAGCCGCACCACUGCUGAGUAACGUAAAUGAAUAAAUGAAUAUAUACACAUACAAACACACAUCACUCGACACCGUAGUGAUAAUGGCGGCCGUCUGAUCACGUCACGUUGUUUUCAAUACCUUAAAAGCACAGCCGAGGAGUUUGUACCUGAAUAGGUGGAGAUGAAGGAAGAAAAAUAAAUACGUUCAUUAUUGAGACCAGUUAUUGUACAGUGUAUGAAAUAUUUGGUUAAAAUACAAGGAUUUUUAUAUAUUCUUUAUAGCACUAAAACAUACAGUAACAACAAUAAGUUAAUGACAAUGUUAGCAAAGGCGAACUUGUCUCUAAAAGAGAUCUCUUCCAGUCAACCUAACGCAGUGGCGUAGGAAGUAGUGAGUGGGCAGUAGUAGUGCAAGACAGAAAUUUAAAUAAAUAUUUACAUUAUGUACGAAAUAGAGUAAUCUUUAUCUUAUCAAGUUGUUUACUGAAACAAAAUGGGGUUUUUGAGAUCACUUAUUUUCUUUGGUAUAUCAUGUCACGUGUCAGCUAUAUAGUGAAUACCAUUUUAGCGCCAUCUAGUUCCAAACUGGGGUACUAUUACGAUGUAAUAAUUGAAAAAAAAAAGCGAAAAUAUUUUUAAAUAGAACGUUUAUUACCAACAACAAUAAUAAUAAAUAAUAAUUAAAGUUAAAAUAAACAGUAAUAAAGAAAGAGAGAGAGAGAAAAAGUCACUACAUUUUGCCAGUAAUAGGGUUUUAUAUCAAUAAAUUACUUGAUAAAUAGAUUUUUCUAUUUUUCCUUCUAACACAUGUAUUUAUUCUAUACAAUAACUGCCUCUCUACGUAAGUGGAAAGCGAAUUCAUCGAUGGAAUAAACAUCGCUGGCGAGUUCGUGAGGUUAAAUGAGAUAGCAACGUCUUACGUCUCUUUCUAACUCAAGGACACUCCAUCGACGUCGAUUCCACGAUGGAUUUGCUAGUCACUUGAGGGCCAUGGGCUGUUAAGGUAUUUUUUUUUCAUAUUUGAUAUAGAAAUAUGGGUAUUUUAAACAAAUAACGAUAUGUCAUGGCGUGUGGACGCGUGUGGCCGCCUGUUAACUCUUAGCAAUAAUUGAAAGAACUGUUAAAAAUAUAAUAUGUUUUUAUACAAAUCAUAUAAAGGUUGGAUACCUAUGUAUGGUAAUGUUAAUUAAGUAUUGCAAUUCAAAGAAUAUAAAACUAAUUACAUCCUGUAUAAGAAACGGUUAUAUUUUCUCUUUAAAAGAGUCCUUUGUAAACUGUCGUUGAGAAGAAAAUUGUUUUAAUUAUGACAAGCAAUAUACAGGGUGGAAGGGACAGGUUGGCCACGAAAACAGCUGAUAAGAAACGGUUAUAUUUUCUCUUUAAAAGAGUCCUUUGUAAACUGUCGUUGAGAAGAAAAUUGUUUUAAUUAUGACAAGCAAUAUACAGGGUGGAAGGGACAGGUUGGCCACGAAAACAGCUGAUCCAGAUGAACGGUCUGAAUCAGAUUGGCAGAUUGUUCUCCCGCCGGUAAUGCACCGCAGCCGUAUAAUUAGCGAUACUCAGUGUCGACGCCGCGCAAUGUACUUGCAAUAUUACGAUGGCCGCGAGGCGCGAUACUCGUGCGUACAGCGCGCGGUCAGCGGUCAGUGCCGCCUCCUAGUACGUAGUGUCGUACGCUCGUGGCGUUCACCUCGCACAGCUGACUGCGCGCGUCGCGGUAGCAUUUUAAUACGUGUAUUGCAUUGUUGUUUUUUGGUAUUUCAUAGUGUUACGCUAUAUUAUGACAUAUCAUAGAUUACAUGAUUUUAAAUGAAAAAAAAUUUAAAUUUUUCGUAAAGUUUUCACUCGUUUUCAGUGCAGUACAAUAGUCUGAAUUCAUUUGUUGCCAACCUCACCCUUACACCCUGUAUACAUGGUGUCUAUAGUUUAACCAUAAGAAUGAAUACACUGCGGUAGAAGUGACACCUACAUAUGCUGUUACUCCCAAUAUAUAUAUAUCCCCAACACAGUUUUUUUUUAAUAGAUGAAAAUGGAAUGGUAACCGCCCGCGCUAUCGGUAUACACCGACGAGGCACCAGUGACAGAUGAUAGGUGAGAAUGAAUGCAGGUCAGUUGGCCCACCAUGAUGAAUUCGACAAGAAUUAAACAUGAUGGUUUCCAGGGGGAACCGCGUGGAGGUCAACCUGAGAGGGUCAAUUGCUAGCAACGGGGCUAUUAGACCUCAUUACUAACAAUCCCUUUCCCCCCUUCCCAAACACAGUUAGGUGAAAUACAAUAUCUUAGGUUAGGAGAGAGGUUUGGAGUAAUGCCGCCUCGCAGCCGAGCCUUUUGCUAUUUCACACGAGUGUAAGUCGUAACUGGAUAUUUGUUCUUAUGGUGAGACAGCACUCUUGACUAAUUAUAAUUACGUAUACACAAAUUAAACUUAAUUCCCAUUAUAUUAUUUUGUAAAUAUCGAUUUUUAUACGAAAUGAACAAUGUUUGUUUUAUUUAAGUGUUCGUAAAGUGUAAAUUAUCAAGAAGCGGAAUAGCCGAAUGAAGGUUACAGUCUUUGAUGGAAUGCAUAUUUCCCCUUACAAGAUUUGUUUGUACAAAAAUAAUAAAAAAAUAAAUAAAAAAACUAAUUCCAAUCGUGUAAGUUUAGAAUAUUUCACAAGGUCGUCAUAUUAGCUUAUAACUGGCCACUGGUGAACACAGGCUUCAACAAUAAUAGGUCUUGCCAGUAGUCGCCACGAUUGGCAGGCGAGUUGGCAACAGGGUUUGGGCUUGGUGACGUUUUGAUAUCACUGCGAAUAAAAAUUAUUUCACUAAAAUUAUAAUAUAAUAAAAUGUAGCAGUAAUUUGCAUGCCUACACUCGUGGCAAUCAAGUUGUUUUGAUUUAAAAACCAAACCAUAAGCCGAUUGUAAUGAAAUUUCCACGGAACCAUUCUGAAGGUAUAUCCUUUCAGAUAAGAAAAAAGUUUUUUUCCAAAUCGGUAUAUUAAUGAUGAAGUUUUGAGCUGAGUUUAAGAGAAGUAAUUUAACCAAGGCGAUUUUCGUGAACGCGUAUAGGUCGACCCGGUUAUCCCCCCCUCAUUCAAUUCCCAUCCUCCCCACAAAAGAUUUCCUAAUUUAUUAAUUGUCCCUUCAAAACGCAUUAAUACUGUAAUCUUUAUUCAGGUAUACAUACAUUAGGCAUGGGUAAUAUACAUACCGAUCCGAUAUCUAUAUAUUGGGUGCCUCUGGACACUGAUGGAUAAAAGCUCAUCACCCAUUCCGAUAUCGUCCAUAUCGGUCGGAUAUCUAUUUUCGAAUAUAUUAAAAGUCUGUUCUCCAAUGUUAUUUUUUAGUUAACACACUUUUAACAUAUUCGUUAUUGGACCGAUACAUAGAUAUUGCAACUGAAAUAUAUAGUUAUUGCAAAUAUAUAUAUAUAUACUUAGCUGUAUAUUACCCAUUGCCUAGUAAAGACUUUUUGUUAAUUAUCGGGUCAAUAAAAGUAUUUUGUUUUUUAUUUUAUAAGUUCCCAAUCGUUGCUUAAAACGUCAAUUAAAUUAAUUUUUUUUAUUGGAAAAGUUAUUCAACCCCAAGAUUCUUAAUCUAUGCUAAAGUUUUGAUUUAUUACAUUACACAGUAAAAUAAUUUAUUUAAAAUACACUAUUGGGACUUAAGGGGGCGUUCAAGUAUUAGGUAACGCUAUUUUGGGGGUCUUGUGAAACGUUACGAUGCGUUACAAGAGCGGGAGGGAGGCUCUCUCAACGCGUUACUCAACAUUGGUUUUUUUUAAGGGAUUAAAAUCUUCCAUUCUGGCAACACUUUUCGUUUAUGCUUUACGGGAUAUCCCUUCGACUGUAUUGUACGUCAUUUUUUAGUUUAUUUUUGUUGUCAGUAUUCGCUACGUUUACGGAUUUAAAGAAAAAUGUUACGGCGCGGUAUAUGAGGGGGCGGGAGGGUCAAAGAUUUUCAAAUAAGCGUUACGUAAUAUUUGAACGUUCCCUAACGCGACGCGACUGCAAGUAAGUAACACUUACAUACUCGACGUUUCGCCGUGGAUUGGACCAAGUCGUGGUCAGUUCACCUGCAUUCGUGUCGUGUUACGUCCUAAUCAUCGUAACAUAGACCCUCUCCAUGGACUGCCAUAAGGAAUGGGAGCAUUCCUCAUGGCAGUUUACUAUUGUGGGGAUUUGCCAGUAGUAAUAGCACGGUAAAGUAUUACAGUAUCUAUGUACUGUAUCUAUAUAUCGGCCCGUAACGGAUAUUACAUUAAAAAUCGUCAAUUCAAUAUACAAUAUUGAAAUGAAAAGACCGAUAGAAAUGACUACAGAUAUCCGAUCGGUAUGGGCGAUAUCAAAAUCGGUUAUGACCUCUCCGUCAUCAAUAUCCUUGGAACCCAAUAUAUAGAUACCGGUCCGGUAUAGAUAUCGCUCACGUCUACUCAAAGGCGUUCAGUAUUUAUGUGAGUCGAAAAUACUCAAGGAAAUUACAGUUUUUUUUAAUAUUUUUUUUGUCCGCCAUGAUGACUAGUCGUAAUGUUUUUCUGCCCUAUAUUUUCAUGCAUUUAGCACAAUUUAUAAAGAAUCUACGUAUGGCAUCUUAUCAGCUGUUAACAGGCCACUGUCCACUGUUGGACAUAGGCCUCCCAUAUAUGGGUUUUCCAGUAGUUGCCACGUUUAGCAGACGGACUAUCAACCGCAGGCUUUGGUGAUGUGUUAAUAGGCACGCUGCUGCCAUCUAUGCCCUCUAGGCUCUAUCUAUGCAUAUUUUUGUUUAUAAAAAAGAAAAAUCAAUUAAAUAAUUUCUCACAAAGUCCUAAAUAUGUAUUAAAUUUAAUUUCAAAGCCCAUUUUUUCUUUUAUCUAUCUUUUUAAGGUCUCUACUUACACUCAAUACAGUAUUUUUAAUUGAUAAAUAAUAAAUAAAUAUAAUUGAUUAUUUUUAAAUUUGAAUUUUGAGAUUUGAGUGUUUACUAAUUGUGCUAAGUGUAGAAUCAAAAAAAUAUCUUUUUUUUUUAUUUUAUUUUAUUAUGUUUUUACUUGAUGACAGAUUUAAAUGUAAUUAAUUUCUACUUAUUUUUUAUUUUUUUUUUACUCGCUUUUUUUUUCUAUUUCAAUAUGGCGACCGUCUGGGAAUUUAAUGAUGUUAAAACAGGCCUGUAGAACUACUGUAUUAUAUAGAUAAACUAUGUAUCAUAUUGUAUAAAUUAUAUGAAUCGUAUGUACAAAUUAUAGUGAAAUAAAAACAUAUAUUUUAAUGUA